This is a messenger RNA of Dendronephthya gigantea, 1053 nucleotides long. RefSeq lists its product as uncharacterized. The coding region runs from base 1 to 1053 and encodes 350 amino acids. The transcript has a single exon. NCBI's taxonomy places the organism in Eukaryota, Metazoa, Cnidaria, Anthozoa, Malacalcyonacea, Nephtheidae. The record is from RefSeq and is a predicted model, not a curated record.
AUGAGUCCUAAGAGCGAGGGUAAGCAUGACGAAAUACCCAAGCCUAAUGACGAAUGUAAAAACGUACCCAAUAACACGAAUGUGCAUGUGACUACUCCUAAUAGUAACUUGCAUGCUGGAACUGGUAGCCUGGUUGCCUUGCAGACUGCACGUGGCGUUUUAAGGGGGGAAAGGGUGGUUAAGGUGCGGGUCCUCUUUGACGCGGGAAGUCAUCGUUCCUUUGUUACUUCCAAAGCAGCUGGUCUCGCGAAUCCCAGGGGUAUAAGAAGGGAAUUGUUAGGAAUUAAUACGUUCGGUCAAAAAUGCGUAAAAGCCGAGCACAGGGAAGUGGUUGAAUUAAAGCUUGAACCUCUUAACGGAAAUAAGGUUAUCACACUGGAAGCAUUUGUAGUGCCGGAAAUAUGUAGCAUAGGAAAUAGCCAUGUAGAGAUAGCGCGGAGGGAGUAUAAACAUCUGGAAGGUAUAUGGUUUUCAGAUGUUUCUAAGUCAGAAGAUGAGUUAGAAGUAGAUGUUCUGAUAGGGGCAGACUACCUUUGGAGCUUUCAGACAGGGACAACCAAGAGAGGUAAAUCAGGAGAACCUGUUGCUAUAGAAACAGAAUUAGGGUGGGUUUUAUCAGGACCGCUGAGAGUACAAGACAUUGAGAGAGCGGAGCCAGUCCAAGUGAAUUUUGUAGCACAGAGAUUGAGUAGUGAAGACAGUUUGGAGAGUAAUGUGCAAAAAUUAUGGAGUUUUGAAGGGUUAGGCAUUAGUGAGGAAGAUAAGGUACAUGAAGAGUUUUUAGAUGAAAUAUCAUUUACAGGAAGUAGAUAUUCAGUCAAACUGCCCUGGAAGGAGAGCCAUAAGAAGUUGCCUGACAACUAUGCAAAUAGCUUAAGUAGAAUGAAGGGUCAGCUGCGACGACUGAGGAAAGAGCCAGCAUUGUUAGCAGAGUAUGAUUCUAUCAUCAGAGACCAGGUAGAGCGAGGGAUAGUGGAGCCAGUAUCUGCAUUAGAGAAGGUUGAAAGGGUUCAUUAUUUACCACACCAGGCAGUAUUCGCAGGGAGGCAGUGA